Messenger RNA from Lycium ferocissimum, 1457 nucleotides. Its product is annotated as tobamovirus multiplication protein 3. NCBI's taxonomy places the organism in Eukaryota, Viridiplantae, Streptophyta, Magnoliopsida, Solanales, Solanaceae. The coding region runs from base 129 to 1037 and encodes 302 amino acids. The record is from RefSeq and is a predicted model, not a curated record. The transcript is spliced from 11 exons.
UUCCAGCCGGCCAUUUAAUUUAUUUUUUUUUCCAAAAAAAGGAAACUAAGACUUAAAACAAAAAUAGAAACCAAAAGAAAAAAAGGAAAUCAAAAGGGAAAUUGAAUUCCAAUUUGGAAUCUCCGGCGAUGGGACGGGUGGCAGAGUUAGUUAUAAACCCGUCGUCAACGGCGGCAACGACGGCGGCGGCGGCGGCGGUGACGUAUCAAUUAAAUGAAGCAAUAAAUUGGUGGGAAGAUAUAAACAGAUCUAUUCAAUGGCAAAACCGUAUUUUCCACGUCCUUGCUAUCUUAUACGGCAUUGUUGCUGCUAUUGCACUCGUUCAAUUAAUUCGUAUUCAAAUGAGAGUUCCCGAAUAUGGUUGGACCACUCAAAAAGUCUUCCACUUUCUCAAUUUCUUUGUGAAUGGAGUUCGGUCGCUAGUUUUUGUAUUUCGUCGGGAUAUUCAGAAGUUGCACCCUGAGAUUGUCCAACAUAUUAUGCUUGAUAUGCCAAGCCUUGCAUUCUUCACAACUUAUGCUCUGCUAGUAUUAUUCUGGGCUGAGAUAUACUACCAGGCACGUGCUGUAUCCACGGAUGGGCUUAGACCUAGUUUCUUUACAAUUAAUGGAGUGGUUUAUGCUAUUCAGAUUAUAUUAUGGCUGAUAAUAUGGUGGAAACCUAUUCGAGUACUCGUCAUCUUAUCGAAGAUGUUCUUUGCAGGUGUAUCCCUAUUUGCAGCAUUGGGGUUUCUCCUUUAUGGUGGAAGGCUUUUCCUUAUGUUACAACGGUUUCCAGUAGAAUCAAAAGGGAGACGCAAGAAGCUACAGGAGGUUGGAUAUGUCACGACAAUCUGUUUUUCAUGCUUCCUCAUUAGAUGCGUUAUGAUGUGCUUCAAUGCAUUUGAUAAAGCUGCAGAUCUUGAUGUUUUGGAUCAUCCAAUUUUGAAUUUGAUAUAUUACCUGUUAGUCGAGAUACUGCCUUCAUCGCUUGUCCUAUUUAUUUUGAGGAAGUUGCCUCCAAAGCGAGGGAUCACACAGUAUCACCCUAUUCGCUAAUACGUUAAGAGGGUAGAUAAUGAUGGAAAUCAAGCUCCGGGAUCAGGUAUCGAGUGAGUUGGCUUUUAAUGAUACUUUUCUUACCUGGAUGUGACAUGCAAGCAAGAAAUAUGAGGGGGAGUGAUCAUGUAAAUGGGAGUAUGGUUCGUGGUGUGGACAGUGAAAUGUCUGUUUGUCCUCACACUUGACAGAUUGUAGUUCUGCUUUUGUACUAUUAGUUAAAGAAGGAAUUGUGAAGUAUUUUAUGAUUUUUAGUAUAUUAUUUCGUCCUUGUAUGUGUCAGAUUUCAAUUGAUUCAUUUUUUUUCCCACAGAAAUUCAAUGGUUGUUUCCCAGCUCGGGUUCUGUAAUCAUUUGACUCACUCUUAGAUAGUGGUUGGUUUUAUGUGAACAUCAAAUAUUCUGACUGUUGGUUACUGGA